Messenger RNA from Phragmites australis (common reed), 1479 nucleotides. Its product is annotated as protein APEM9-like. Gene Ontology annotation, biological process: peroxisomal membrane transport. The record is from RefSeq and is a predicted model, not a curated record. Lineage: Eukaryota; Viridiplantae; Streptophyta; Magnoliopsida; Poales; Poaceae. The transcript is spliced from 7 exons. Bases 239 to 1315 code for a protein of 358 amino acids.
GUCAUCGUCAAGGGGCCUCAAGGAGUCAAGGGUGCGUAUUGCUGCUUGCUCUCUUCCAGCCUCCGUCGACCGGACCGGAGCACCCCCGCCGCCCGAACGAAAUUUCCUCUCGCCGUCCUUGUCGCCCCACUCCCAAUUGCUAUCGGAUUUGCGCGGGGUGGGGAUCCUUCUGGACUCGGACUGGAUUCUUUUUGUUGGUCCACCCCCUGUUUCGAGGUGAAGGCGGGAGGGCCGGAUCAUGGGGGCCUCUGCCCAGGAAUCGGGCCUCUGGAAGCAAAUCGACGACGCCGAGUACUAUCUAGUCAGCGGAUCAUUUGAGCAGGCAGUAUCGACUGCUUUAUGCGUCGCUGAUCAAAUACGCAUGGCUUCUUUGGAAAAUGCAUGCGACCACAGGGAGCUCUUAGAAAUGCUUGAAUCGGCUGGGAUGGUACUAGUUCAAGCACUAAAAGAACUCAGGAGGACGUCGGAGAUGUUUGUUCAGCUUAAAACGAUGUUUGGUUCGGUGGCAUCAGUACCUGUUAAAGUUUUCCUUACAGGAGCUACCAUGCAAAUGGCAGCAGGGUCUGGAUCUGAUCUUACAUCAAUCUUUGAGGAGUACCUUGCUAAAUGGAGAUAUACGGAUGAAGUUUAUGUUUUGGAUGGAGGACAAGACAUCUCGUCAAAUGGUUUUGUUAUUACAUCUGUUAUGUCAACUGAGCAGUACUUGGAGGUGGCAGAAUUGUAUACAGUAACAUUCCUUAGUAUUGUCUCCCAAGAGAGUGAAACUGCUAUCACAUGGGCAGAAAAAGCGGAGUUGACUCAGAAAGAUCGGCAGAAUCUACUAAACAAACUUCAGGCACUGCAAUCAGCUGCAAAGAAAAAUUCCUCCACUGCUUUAGGGGUAAAACAAACAGCAGAAAGGAACAUUUCCACUUCUACAAAUGGCUCAGUACCGUCAGUACAUGAGGAUGCUCCAAACACAGUGCCUGCGUACAAUGGGCUUAAAAAGGGUUCACAGGAAAAAAACCAACCUUCUAUUCAACGUGUCACAAAUCAAUUUGAUCCUAUGUUUUGGUGGUUUCAUUUGGUCCGUGUAAGGCUUGGUAAAAUACAUAUCGUUCUACCGAGUGGCAAGUUAAUGCUUCUGUUCUCAUUGUUGUUCUCGACAGUCUUCUUACUUCGCAGGAAAACUGCUGGCUUGAAGAGGACUGUGUUCCGGCACGCUUCAUCUCUGCGACGAGCAUUCUUUGAUGCCCUGCAACUCGCCUUCUCUGUCCAGAUGAACCCGCUAGCUGCUGUUCAACAAGUGCCACAAGCCCCUCGAGGAAGCUGGUGAUAAUGUUUAUUUAUGCGGACAUGUAACUUACAAUACGGAGAAUCGGAAUAUGACUGAUGUAAUACCUGAUUUUGUGUCACGGAAAAUGUAAAGGCAACAGUCCUCAAUACAGCAUGAUAAUGACCUGGUUUUUGGCAUGCCCAGUUUUGAAGCGGAGACUCGAA